Messenger RNA from Clonostachys byssicola, 1704 nucleotides. The record is from the annotation of a GenBank genome assembly. Lineage: Eukaryota; Fungi; Ascomycota; Sordariomycetes; Hypocreales; Bionectriaceae.
AUGAGAUUUUUUUUACCUUCUCUUCUUUUCGCAAUUUCGUUGGCCCAAGUAGAAGAGCCUGACAAUUUGGACCAACGUGGCCUAGAUUAUGUCCCGGAACCGGCCUCGAGGGGUGAGGUGGAAUACGAAGAUGUCUUUGAAAGACAGCCCAAGCCAUUGCUGUCCAGGCGGAAUGUCGAAGCGAUCCUAGUCCACCGCGCUGCAGCUAAAGCUACUUCCACAAAGAGGAUUAAUGCUCAAUCGAAACCUGGUAUUAAGAAGCCCACAGCACCCAAGAAAGAUACCACCCCCAAGAAGGUACCUGCGCCCAAAAAAGCUGCUUCCAAGCCCAACGCUGGAAAUAAGAAAGCUGCCCCUAAGAAGGCUCCUGCUCCUAAGAAAGUCGCUACUUCGAACAAGGUUGCUACUCCUAAGAAAGCUGCCCCCAAGAAAGCUACUACUCCAAAGAAGGCUGCUACCCCUAAGAAGGCUGUUCCGGAGAAGGCUGCCCCCAAGAAGGUUGCUUCGAAGCCCAACGUUGCUACUAAGAAAGGUACUCCUAAAAAGUCUUCGACUUCCAAGAAAGGUGCUGCUCCCAAGAAAGCUGCAUCUAAACCCAAGACUGGUACUAAGAAGGCUUCUACCCCAAAGAAGCCCGCCUCCCCAAAGAAGAAGAGCCCCGCGGCUAAGAAACCUGCUUCGAAAACAACAAAGGGGAAUGUUGGGACUAAGCAGCCCCAAGGAAAACAAGACGCAUGCAAUUCUAAGAGAGGUCUCUUUUCGGGAUGGAAAUCGUGCAAAAAGCCAUCACCUACCAAGAAAGCUACCAAACCCCAAAAACCUGGCCCGACCGCAAAGCCUGCAGCCCCGAAACCUACUGUCGGUCCAGCGGCACCCGCUGCACAAGGAGGUGCACCCCCUAACAACAGGCCUACGGGUUUAAGAAAGCCCGGUCAAGGGAUAGCCGCAGGCCAACGGCAACCCGCAGGUCAAAGAAAACCUGCUGGCCAAAGACCACCUGCUGGCCAGAAACAACCUGCUGGUCAGAAACAACCUGCUGGUCAGAGUCAACCUGCUGGUCAGAAACAACCUGCCAAUCAAGGGAAGCCCACUGGCAAAAGGAAGGCCACCCAUACUCCGAAGCCAAAGCCCCCCAACGUACACAAAAACCCCGGUGCCAUAAAACUCGAGCAACUGGCCCGACAAAAGGGAGCCAAGCUCGAGCCGGGACAUUCGUACGCAAUCAAACAAAAGAACACUGCGCUCUUUGGGCAUCAAAAUGUUGCGGUUGUUGACUACUCUAAGCAGAAAAUCGGCGACAUGGACCAUUACAGGGCGUCUGGUAAGAGGUUUGACCUCCACAUUGGCUCGAAAAAGGGGGACUCCAAGGCCAAAGCAACAGAUCCCAACCUUGUCGACGGCGUGAUGGGCACAAAGCCCGGGUUGCCACCGAUUUACUCCAAGCACCGUGCUUACGUUGAGGCCCAUAACUGGAAUCCUCACCACGCCGCCUAUCAGUCGGGUAGUGAAUUCCUAGGCGAGGUCCACGAGCAGUACAAGAACCCCGAUAAUGUGCUGAAGGAAGCCGGUAAGAUUUUAACUGGUGAUCCCAACCGUCAAAGUGGCGGCAGGUAUAAUAUUCUCAGCGGUUGCGUCAAGUCGCGUGGGAAUAAUUGCAGAACCUUGGCCGAUAAACUUGGCAACAACAUCACAAAGAAGCCUUGA